GGUUUGAUUUGCAUUUUUCCUGAUGAUGGGUGCUGUUUCCGUGUGCUUAUUGGUCAUUUCUGUAUCUUCUUUGGAGAAAUGUCUACCCAAGUCUUUGGACCAUUUCUUAAUUGGAUUUUUUGUUGUUUUUUUCGUUGUCGCGUUUCCUUCUCUAUUCUGGAUAUCAGCCCCUCAUCAGAUACGUGACGUGCAAAUAUUUUCUCCCAUUUUGCGGAUUCCAUCUUCAUUCUGUCGAAUGUCUUUUGACGCACGGGAGCCAGGUUUAGGGGCACACCUGGGAGUUCUCCAGGCAGAGGCACAGCGAGGGUAGAGGCACCGGUGCCGGAGUGGGUGUGCCAUAUGCACAGUGUGAGAACAGCACCUGCAUUAAAAAUGCCCAUUUGCAAGCCCUCUUGGAGGAAGUGUUAUGAAAAGACAAGAAACCUGUGAGAUAUUUAAGGGUUAAAGAGGUGGAGGGAAGACAGAGCUUGUGCAAAGUUUCCAGAUGGCCCACAAAGCACUAGAAGAUGUUACAUGUAAGCUAAGUGUCCCUGCUCCUGCCGACUUCUCUUUACAUGAAAGCGUGAAAAAAUAAAAACUAAAGAUAUGGCAAGCACAGGUCUUUCAGAAGGCUCUCCAGGGAAAUGGCAUUUUAGGAAUUACUUUACCCUUAAUAAUGCUCCCAGCACGCUCCAGUUGCCAGUGCCUGGGGACUGUAGUGAGCCCAAGGACCCAGAAGCACACCGAGCCUUCGGGAGGUCGACGACAGGACCUACAGGAAGUAGGCAUCGACUAUAAGACGACCACUAUCCUGCUGGAUGGACGGCGGGUCAAGCUGGAACUCUGGGACACAUCGGGCCAGGGCAGGUUCUGCACCAUCUUCCGGUCCUACUCCAGGGGCGCGCAGGGGAUCCUCCUGGUGUAUGACAUCACCAACCGCUGGUCCUUUGACGGCAUCGACCGGUGGAUCAAGGAGAUUGAUGAGCAUGCACCCGGGGUCCCCCGGAUCCUGGUUGGGAACCGGCUACACCUGGCCUUCAAGCGGCAAGUUCCAACAGAGCAGGCACGCGCCUAUGCAGAGAAGAAUGGCAUGACUUUCUUCGAGGUCAGCCCUCUGUGCAACUUCAAUGUCAUUGAGUCCUUCACGGAGCUGUCCCGCAUCGUGCUUAUGAGGCACGGCAUGGAGAAGAUCUGGAGGCCCAACCGAGUGUUCAGCCUGCAGGACCUGUGCUGCCGGGCCAUCGUCUCCUGCACCCCGGUGCACCUCAUCGACAAGCUCCCGCUGCCGGUCACCAUCAAGAGCCAUCUCAAGUCCUUCUCGAUGGCCAACGGCAUGAACGCCGUCAUGAUGCACGGGCGCUCCUACUCGCUGGCCAGUGGGGCGGGCGGGGGCAGCAGCAAGGGCAACAGUCUCAAGAGGUCCAAGUCCAUCCGCCCCCCGCAGAGCCCGCCCCAGAACUGCUCAAGGAGCAACUGCAAGAUCUCCUAGCAGGACGGGCCGGGCGCCACCCCGUCCAGUUCGCUCCGGGAGGGCUCACGCUUGGGGAGCGUCUCUGGCCGGGUGCUGGGCCUGGCGCUGUGUGCAGGGAAGGCUUUGACCUCACCGCCUCCUGGGAAGCGUGGGGGCUCACUGCGCGGGCAGUGGUCUGGGCCAGAGAAGCUCCGCGGGACCGGAGAGGGCUGCGGGGAUCUUGGCGGAACGAGCCCGGGACCCUGCGGUGCCAUGCGGCUGGGAAGUGCCCGGGAGGCAGCUCUGCCCGGCCCGGCCUCAAGGGGGCGGUCCUUGGGGACCCAGGAGGCCUGGCUCCCUUUCUUAUUUAUGUGGAAGAUGUUCACCUUUCUGUACAUUUUUAAAGGACGGGCAGGGAGGCCUUUGGUGCAGCCACACGUGAGCCCCUGUCAGCUGUGGGGUCGAGCUUCGGGACCUUGGGAGAGGGAGGGGAUUUGAGGCAAAGACGAGGAGGAACCUCCAAGACUUCACCCUUUGAGUUCAGACACUUCACAUGGGGUGUGGGCUGUGCAGAGACCAUAGGGGACAGGUGGGAGCUUUGGGCAGGGCUCUAGGGCCCGGGGCUGCCUCCGCCAGCCUGAGCACGGGGCUCCUUGUGCCCCCCCAAGGGGCUGGGCAGCCCGCGUGGCUCCGGCGGUCUGAAUGGUGCGGCCACACCUUCCUGGGUGACAUCCUGCGCGUCUCAGAUGGGCUCAGAGCUGGGGGCAAUUUCCUGGGUUCCCCAAGGGAAUGUUGGGGCUUCUCAGAGGGGAUAGUGGGAUGCACUCCCCCCGUGUCCCUCCACGUGUGGGGGCAAACAGCCUCCCCCUUGACUCUGCACCUUCCCUUCCGGUCAUAUCUCUGUCUGUCGCUCCAUGAAACCGGCUCAGCAUCUCCCGUGAGAAGACGCCGAGAUCCUCAGGGGGGCUGCCAGGUGCCCUGCGGGUCUGGACUGAUCUGCCUGUUUGUCUCCUGGGGCACCUGGCCUCCACUCUUGCCACCUUCCGUCUGCUGGCCUCGGGUGUGACCCCACAGCUGCUCCUGGCCUGGCGUCACCCCUCGGGGUCACACGUCACCAGAACCGUUCUGACCCAGAUUUUCUUAGUGAUGCUGCCUGGAGUGGUCCCGGCAGCAGAGACACCGAGCCUCUCCUGGAGAACCCGCCAGCCAGCCUCCUCCUGCCACCUGGUUGGUGACACGGCCACCGGGUCACACUGGUGCUCAGCUCUACCUCCCACUCACGGCCCCGUCCUGGGCUCUGGGACUCUCCUGUCCUGGGUGUCCGGGAGGCAGGGUGGGGGCCGUGGCCCGGGUGUGCAGGGGCACCCAGGGUCCCCGUGUGAGGCCUGGCCUCAGCAGGGUCAGGCAGAGGAGGCCACACCCAUCCUGUCUUGCCUGUCAGGCCCCUUUCUUCAGACUUUGAACCCCGUCACACAGACCGUGUUUUGAGGACGUGGACAGUCCUACGUUCACCUUACCAACACUACUUUUCGCUGCUGACACACCAUUCCUGUGCUCAUUUUGGACGGUUUUUGUUUCUUUGUACAGUAAACCUAAUUCAGCUCUGAUUUUCAGGCUGCGUUUUAUAGAAAUUAAAGCCUCUGGUUUUAACUGG
This is a messenger RNA of Leopardus geoffroyi (Geoffroy's cat), 3083 nucleotides long. RefSeq names its product RAB40C, member RAS oncogene family (gene RAB40C). The record is from RefSeq and is a predicted model, not a curated record. Gene Ontology annotation, cellular component: plasma membrane; synaptic vesicle; endosome. Gene Ontology annotation, biological process: intracellular signal transduction; protein localization to plasma membrane. NCBI's taxonomy places the organism in Eukaryota, Metazoa, Chordata, Mammalia, Carnivora, Felidae. The transcript has 6 exons. Bases 656 to 1468 code for a protein of 270 amino acids. Gene Ontology annotation, molecular function: GTPase activity; GTP binding.